AGACGAGGCACUAUGAAGGACGAAAAUGGUGUACAGCUGCAAGAUGUCUCAUACGAACAAGGAAUGGACAACCCUGGAUUUGUCCUGGAGGAGGACAACGUGGCAGAUGACAACAGUGACCAUGAAAAAAAGACCAAAAAGGGAGUUAAGUCAUAUUUAAGGAAAGCUUCUAAACCCAUUACUGCAACAGAAAACUUCUGCAAGGCUCAUUCCAAAAUCAUCAAAUACAUUGUUCUGGGCAUACUGACUGCAGGCUAUGUGGCAUACUUCAUCGCUGCCUGUGUGCUGGACUUUCACAGAGCCAUCGCGCUGGUGGUCCUCACCUGUCUAGCGGUGCUUAUCAUAGCAUACGAGCUCAUUAAGCAGCAUUUGGGAGACAGCAUCAAACAGUGUUUCAAGCCUGUUUACAGACUCUUCAAAGCCAACCGCAAAUGGUUAAAAUGGGUGUUCGUAUUGGUGGUACUCGGACUUUUUAUUGCCUGGUUGGCGGUAGACACAAGCAAGAGGCCAGAGCAGCUGAUCUCGUUUGGGGGAGUCUGUGUAUUCAUCAUUGUCAUUUUCCUCCUCUCCGCCCACAGAUCAGCGGUGCGAUGGAGGACGGUCUUUUGGGGACUUGGUCUCCAGUUUGCCAUUGGUCUCUUUGUCAUAAGGACUGAACCUGGUUUCGCAGCCUUCAGAUGGCUCGGAGAUCAAGUCCAGACAUUUUUGAACUACACAAAAGCUGGGUCAUCGUUUGUUUUUGGAAGCGAUCUGACUGAAAACAUCUUCGCUUUUCAGGCUUUGCCCAUAGUGGUUUUCUUCAGCAGUGUCAUGUCAGUCCUCUACUUUCUUGGAGCGAUGCAGUGGAUUAUCAUUAAGAUUUCGUGGAUCAUGCAGAUAACAAUGGGAACAUCCUCCACAGAGACCUUGAGUGUUGCAGGCAAUAUAUUUAUUGGCCAGAGUGAGGCGCCCCUGUUGAUCCGGCCCUAUUUGAAGGACAUGACUAAGUCGGAGCUCCACACCGUUAUGACUGGUGGCUUUGCCACUAUUGCUGGAAGUGUGAUGGGAGCGUUCAUUUCUUUUGGGAUUGACGCAGGAUCUUUGAUUUCGGCCUCUGUUAUGGCUGCUCCAUGUGCACUGGCCAUGUCUAAACUCUCUUAUCCUGAGACAGAGGAGAGCAAAUUCAAAUCUGAAGACAAAAUCAAAAUGGAUGCGGGUGAUGAGCAGAAUAUCCUGGAGGCCGCCAGCAACGGAGCAUCUGCAUCCAUUGGCCUUGUUGCUAACAUAGCUGUUAAUUUGAUAGCAUUUCUUGCCAUCUUGGCUUUCAUCAACUCUGCGCUGAGUUGGCUUGGAGGAAUGGUAGACUACCCAGGUCUUACAUUUGAGCUCAUCUGUUCGUAUGUGUUCAUGCCUUUGGCCUUCGUGAUGGGGAUACCCUAUGAGGAGUCUUUCAUUGUGGCUGAGCUCAUUGGUACCAAGCUUUUCCUUAAUGAGUUCAUUGCCUACGAGAAACUCUCCGUGCUGAAGAACAACCGACUGGAGAACCUCAACGAUCCCAGCCUAGAUCUCCAGGCCAUCUCAGUCAGGUCAGAAAUCAUCAGUACCUAUGCUCUGUGUGGUUUUGCCAACUUCAGUUCUCUGGGCAUUGUAAUCGGAGGCCUGUCUGCCAUAUGCCCUCCAAGAAGAGGUGACAUCUCAGCAGUAGUGACCAGGGCGCUUUUCACAGGCACUUGUGUUUCUCUGGUUAACGCCUGUAUUGCUGGAAUUCUGUUUGUGCCAACGCUGGACUGUGUUAAUGUAUUCAGAACAAACAAUUUCAGCAACACAGUCCCUGACAUGAAAGCAUGCUGUUUUGACCUGUUUGGAAGUGCCGUGAACAAUGGGACUGUGUCCUUCGAGGGGUCUUGGAGCACUGUGAAAAAUGCUACCAUUUAUUUCGCCAACUGUUGUGGCCUCUACAAUGAGCCUGUUUGCAAUUUUUAA
This is a messenger RNA of Chanos chanos (milkfish), 1962 nucleotides long. RefSeq names its product solute carrier family 28 member 1 (gene slc28a1). NCBI's taxonomy places the organism in Eukaryota, Metazoa, Chordata, Actinopteri, Gonorynchiformes, Chanidae. The transcript has 18 exons. Bases 13 to 1962 code for a protein of 649 amino acids. Gene Ontology annotation, cellular component: plasma membrane. Gene Ontology annotation, biological process: nucleoside transmembrane transport. The record is from RefSeq and is a predicted model, not a curated record. Gene Ontology annotation, molecular function: nucleoside:sodium symporter activity.